This is a messenger RNA of Macrobrachium nipponense, 12820 nucleotides long. RefSeq names its product copine-8-like. Gene Ontology annotation, biological process: cellular response to calcium ion. Gene Ontology annotation, molecular function: calcium-dependent phospholipid binding. Gene Ontology annotation, cellular component: plasma membrane. NCBI's taxonomy places the organism in Eukaryota, Metazoa, Arthropoda, Malacostraca, Decapoda, Palaemonidae. The record is from RefSeq and is a predicted model, not a curated record. The coding region runs from base 258 to 1949 and encodes 563 amino acids. The transcript has 8 exons.
AGUGCAAGUUUUAUGUAAUCAACAUUAGUUCUCGGUACUACAGACAGUCAUCGGUGUUAGCCUUCGGUAGUACAGACGUCAUCCAGACUAGACGUUAGCUAGAUCUUCCCCAAGUUAGACGUAGCAGCUUCAGAAAGAGAUCUUUUACUACUUUUAUACUCAUAACUUGGACGAAUACAUUUUUGGGCCAGGAGUAGAGAACAAGGAAAGUAGAUUAGCAUAGCCUAGAGAAAUACUGUACAGGCUUGCUUGUAGUCAUGGCUGGAUCUGCUGCAUCCCCAACAUCCCUAGUUGAGAUAACUGUAUCGUGCAGGAAUCUUAGAGAUACUGAUGUCUUCUCAAAGAGUGACCCCAUUUGCGUUCUCCUGUAUCAGCCAUUUGGAGCUUCACAAUGGACAGAACUAAAGCGCACUGAAUGCAUUGAUAAUACAUUGAACCCAGACUUUGCUACUAAAAUCCCUAUUACUUAUCACUUUGAAGAACAGCAACAUUUAAAGUUCCUAAUAUAUGACAUUGAUUCUGACAGUCCAAAUUUAGCACAUCAUGAUUUUAUUGGGGAGUAUGAAUGCACUUUAGCUCAGUUAGUAAGUGCUCGUACAGUACACAAACCUUUAGUCAAUAAAGAAUACAGUGGCGACAAUGGCUCAAUCAUCCUCAUCACAGAAGAACUCAGCUCGUGUAAGGAAGAGCUGGUGGUGCAGUUUGUGGGCAAGAAACUUGAAAAUCGCAGUUGGUUUAGCUCACUUAACCCGUUUCUGGAAUUCUACAAAGCAAAUGAAGAUGGAACUUUCACUCUCGUUCACCGUACGGAGACUGCACGAAGCACUGACACACCAGUUUGGAGAGAGUUUUCUGUUCAGCUCCGUACAUUUUGCAGCGGUGACUAUGAAAGAAACAUUAAAGUGAACUGCAAAGAUUUUAAGUCAAACGGGAAUCACAAGCUUAUUGGUGUUUUCCACACAACAGUGAGUAAGCUGAAGGAAGGUCCUGGCGCUACUAAUAACUAUUGGAUUAUAAAUGAGGAUAGACAGGGUUUUGAGUCACUUCUUUCUUGUUGCUGUCCACAAACUGGCCAGAGAAAGAAAGGUGCCAGCUAUAAGAAUUCUGGUGAAGUCUUAGUGAACACGUCCUAUGUUCGACAAGUAUAUUCGUUUCUGGAUUACAUCAAAGGUGGAAUGGAAAUUAAUGCCUUUAUUGGUAUUGAUUUUACAGCAUCUAAUGGAAACCCACAGACACCGCAGUCUCUUCAUUAUAUCAACUCAAUGAGUCCUAACCAGUAUGUCAGAGCCAUCCAGGCAGUUGGAGAAAUUGUUGAAGAAUAUGACACGGAUAAAUUCUUCCCCGUUUUGGGCUUUGGCGCCAGGUUGCCUCCUGAUUUUACCACGGCUUCCCACGAGUUCUUUGUGAAUGGUGAUCCCUCAAGUCCAUAUUGUUUUAGGGUUCAAGGUGUCAUUGAAGCCUACUAUAAUUGCCUAAAUAGAGUACAGCUGUAUGGACCAACAAACUUUGCUCCAAUCAUCAAUCAUGUGGCACGCUUUGCAGCCUCCAACAGAGCAGGAGAUAAAUACUUCAUUCUUUUAAUCAUAACGGAUGGCAUUAUCACUGAUAUGCCACAGACGAAGGAAGCCAUUGUAAAUGCUUCAACCCUACCCCUGUCCAUAAUAAUUGUUGGAGUUGGUGGAGCAGACUUUUCCAACAUGGAGGAAUUAGAUGGGGAUGCUGUCAGGCUCUCUAGUAAUGGUCGGUAUGCUGCUCGAGACAUUGUCCAGUUUGUACCUUUUACACAGUUUUUGAAGGGGGGAGGGGAUCCACAUAUAGCUAGAAUGAAGUUGGCCAGGGAGGUGCUUGCAGAAGUCCCAGACCAAGUACUCUCCUACAUGAAAAGUAACAAUAUUCAGCCUCAGCCGCCAAAACUUAAUGAUGCAGCUUUGCCCUCUGAGAUUAUCUAACUUGAGACCCGCAGCAUUUUUUUGUAGGUUGCAUCAAGUAUUUCACAAGGUUGCAUUUUACAACAGAUGAUACCUAGCCUAGCUUAAGUUUUCUGUUUUGGUGGAAAUUUAGCAAAGAGCAGUGCCAUAUACUAUGUUGCUCCUUUGAAGAUGCCUCCAAAAAUUAGAUAUAAUUUGCAGUGUUGCUUUUCAUAUAAUUUUUUUAUUAUAAACCAAAUCAUUACAUUGCAUUCCUUUUUCUGCAUACUGUAGUCUUCUGUAGUACUAGAUCUGCACAGGAGUAGAUAGAUAACUGUACUGUAAAUGUUUUGUAGUUACUAUAUGUACAAGAUUUUUAAGAACUCAGAAUUUUUAUAGAAUCAUUAGCUCUACAUUUUUAAAGGUAAAAAAUACCUGCAUUUGGAAAAAAAUAUGUACAUACUGAUAAAUAUAUGUGAAAUUCAAACUUUUGCAUGUUAAUAUGCUUGUUGUCUGUAGUGGCCAGAUAUAUUGUUUGAUAUGAACCAAGACUACUCCUUUCCGAUAAGGUGCUUGUACAUAUUCUCAAAAUAUUCCUUCAUCAUAAUUGAUUAUUAUGUUACCUUUGUCAUCUUGGUAUUGCUAAAUUCAAGCGAAUGUAAUUUCAUGGGAAAGCCAAGCAGUUUCAUAUACAUUUCUAGUCAAAAUUACGGGAUGAUCUUUCAAGCGAGAAGGUUUAAAGUAGAAAAUUAGUGUAGAAGCUUUUACUAAUGUUUUUCCAGUUAUGAUUAUGCUCUGAAAUGCUGAUUUACAUGUGCAAUUUUCUUCUGCUUAUUAUUUGAAGCUUCAGUUUCUCAGCUCUUGUCCUUUUGCUUAAUGAAUGUUCUUUGAAUAUUUUCAUUAGAAAUUGGUGUUCAAAGUGGUUGUGUUCAUAUAGAUAGUAUUUGUAAUUGAAAAAUGUUAUUUCCUAUUUUGUUUCAUGACAUAGCAAAGCUUGACAUACUGUAUAUCUAUGUAAAUACCAAUUUAAAUUCCUAUAGACAAAGUUGCUACCAGUAUUCUUAUAGGAUUUUUGGAAUUUACAUUUUUUUUUAAUUUAUUCAUUUGUAUUGAAGGUUUUAUGUUUUCUUCUGUGCUGAACAAGUUGCCUUAAAGAUAAUACUGCCCCCUUUUUACUCAAGAGCUUUGUAAAACUCCUGUAGGCUUUAGUAUUUGGACAGAUUAUAAUAAUGUGAAUGCUUAAUUUCAAGUGUAUUUGUUUUAUAAUUACCAGAUAAUUAGAUAGUUUCUACCAUUUCAUGUUAUUCCACUGUAGGUAACGUAAAAAUAGAAGAAAGAAUGUGGAUUACGUAUUCUGUAAGAGUUUUGUACAGUACUUCCAGUUGCAGAAUACUGAUGGAAAAAUAUUUGUACGCAAGUGUGAAGUGCAUUUAGUUUUUACUUUAUUUGGCAUCGUUAGUUGAGAAAGCAGCUAGCAUUGAAAUCAAUUGGAGUUUGGCUGCCUGUAUGUUGGGUAUGUGUGUAGGGGUAAGCUCCAUAACUGUGAAUUCUGUUGGCUGCCUGUACAUUGGAUACAGGUGUAGGGGUAAGCUCCAUAACUGUAUGAACCCUGUAUAAUUUACAUCAUGUAAUUUGGCACCUCUGUUCAUGUGCCGUAUCCUUUCAUGGAAUGAAAGAUGUUUAUGAUUUACCUACUAUUUUAUCAUGAUGUUUCUGAUUUUUGUGAAUUAUUUUAAGUUUGGUAGACCCUUUUUGAAGAGAUGACAAACGAACAUAAAAUAGAACUUCAUUUUUAUUAGUAACAGUGUCUGUUUUCAUGGAAACUGUUAUAUUGGCAGACCCUUCUUGAAGAGAUAACAAACAAACAUAAAAUAGAACUUCGUUUUUAUUAGUGUAUGUUUUCAUGGAAACUCUUAUAUAUCCAGGUACUUCCUAAAAUGCUUAGAUUAGACAGUCAUCAAGGUUAUUAACCUACAGAGCAUGAAUGAGACAAACUGAUUUUAUUUUAUUUGAUUUAUAUAGAUUUUUGGCUUAUGCCAAGCACUGUGGCAACUAAGUACGUAUAUGGUUUGAAAACCUCGCAGUUGCACUAUGAAACAAUUGUUAGGAGAGGGUGGAUAGUAAGAUGAAAGAAAGAGAAUAUGAAUGGAGGUACAGUAAAAGGAAUGAAAGUAGUUGCAGCUAGGGGCCGAAGGGAUGCUGCGAAGAACCUUAAGUAAUGCCUACAUUGCAGCGAAUGAGGUGCAUUGAUGGCACUACCCCCCCAUACGGGGGAGACAAACUUAGAAUGGAUUGUACUUAGUGAGACAAAGGGUCUACAUAGUAACAUUUUUCACAUGUUUAGUUUGAUUGCUUUCUUUUUCUUUCUUUGUGAUUGUUCGUUUUUCUUAGGAUCCUUUUUUAAUUGUUAUUGUCGCUGUUUUCCUUGAGAUUGUGCUGUGAUAAUAAGUAGUUAUUAGCAUUCUAGCCACCUUUUCUUAGUGUUUAGUAUCAGGGGCACCUUUUGUAUCUUGUUCAAUCUAUGUAAUUAAUGUGUAGACAGGUAUCCUUUUCUAUGGAUUCUUAUGAUAUUUACAUGUGCAAUAUUUACAACUAUUCUUUUUGUACUUUGGGCUUAAGGUAAUUUAGUUUUACGCACUUAAUACACUCAUCUCUAAAUUGGUCACAUUCAUUUGACCUGUAUUCAUUUGAUGAAUAAGCCACAUGGCCAAUUUCCAGAUUGUAGAGAACAGAAUUACACUUGAAAUUAACCAUAUUUCAUGUAAUCAUCCAGUUUUCAACCAAAUUCUUGAAAGAAGUUUUACAUGUUGACUAACUUGUCUGGUUAAUUCAAUUGUGGACAUCAGUGUUAAAAGUUUUAUGCUUCACUGUGACCCAUUUUUGCUUGUAUCAAGCUCAGGUCUGUUGCAUCUAUAUAAAUAUUGAACUUUGGGAUGGGGUUGCUAGCUCCGUCCCCUGUAGUUAGAUUUAUGUUAACCAAGACAUUUAUUAGUAUUGACACCUUUGAUAGGUCCUCCUUGCAAAAGUAUAUGAAGGAGUGACUAAGUGACACAUGUAAACAUGAAAAAGGGUAAUUCAGAAAUGUAUCAUAAUGACUGUAUAUAGUAAAUCAAGUUUUAUAUUGUAGUAUUAUAUGAGAAUUUAGGAGGAUUGGGUUUGCCCAAAGGCUUGCUUCUUGAAUGGAAAGUUGAAAAUGGAACGGGGUAAAAUUAGUUAUUGGACAGCUAAGUAACAAGAGACUUAAGUGGAAAUAUACAAAGUGGAAGUCACAAAAUGAUGCCAAGAACUUUUGGUAUUAUUUAGAGUAGCAUGCAAAAUACAUUGUUACGAUACCCUCAUUUUAUAUUGAGUAAAAAUGAAUUAAAUAUAAUUUACAUGAAAAGGAAAACUUAAGGAAAAAACUGCUUGUAGUAUUGUAAUUAUCUUGUACUGAGAGUGCUCAGUUAAGUGAAGGAAACAACAUAUUUGAUCCUUCGUUUUGAAAACCAGAUGAUUUGGCGAGGGGAGAUGAAUAAACAUUCAGAGAAUGUCGGUGACUGGAUUUUUUUUUCAAGUAUGAUUAAGUAUAUUUGAAAGUGUAAUGUGUAGGGAUCCAAAUAGUGAGAAUGAAUAUCCAGUAUUUACUAAACUUCCAGUUUAACCAAAUUCUUCCCACUCCUAAAUCAUCCAGAUACAUUUUUAAACUCAAUCUUUUGGUACUUGAAGGAACUUCCGGUUUUGUUGAUUUCAUUCAAAUUUUUGCACAUACUGUACAUAAAAAUACAGUACAAAAUAUAGAUAUGUAUACUGUAUGCAUCUUUAGGCAUGCCUACAACCCUGACGUGCAAAUUUUUUUUUUUUUUUUUUUUUUUUUCUUCAAUUCUAGGUAUCUGACUAUUUGCAUGUGCUCCACUGCUAGGCUGGUGCAUUUUCCAAUUACUUUUCAUUAACAACCUAUCUUCUAACUAUCACUUGCAACUGAAGGGAUACAGCAUAGCAUAACUAUGAUUUAUAAUAAUGAAGAAGUUAAUUACACAAAAUCUUUAUAAUUUUGAUAUUCCUUUCAUUUCAUGGUUAGUAUUUUGCCUCUUUAUGGUGCUCUCAUAAACAAACCUAGUCUUUUUCCUCUUUAUGGUUUACUUAUAAACAAAACUCAUCGUUCUGCUCUGGUACUGUGCUUUUUAAAGACAGACAUUAUUAUUGUACAGUUGAAAAGAUUAUUGCCAACCACUUAAGGAUGAGUUAAUUACUUAAAUGAUGUUACAUAUUGUACAUAGAAUUUGGUAUAAGAUUCACCAAGAAAUUUCCCUCUCCUACUCGAUCACUUUUCAGUUUUCACAGUGAUCCCUACCACUCGCUUGUAAAUAUCAGUGACUGGAAUUUCUUUUUGUAACAGAUGUAAAUCUACACUUUCAACAUCUGUCCAGUCUUGAGGCCAGAAGGGGGUUACCCUUCCUUUUAGAUUUGAAAUUUUUAUUGAUCAUAGUCCCAUUCGCAUUGAGAAUAUGUUGUCUUUGGAGAAUAUAUUUCUUGUGCAUCAGGUAAUAGCAGUGUUUUAACCCAUCACCCAAUCCAUGGGGCCAGGUGUUACCUUCUCAUUUUAAAGACCGAUUUUUUGGACAUGCAUAGGUGUAAUUUUAAUAGAUGAUGCUGAUUUAGAGUAAAAUAUAAAAGAAUAUUGCAAGAAGCAGAACACUGGUGAUUGCACUAUAGGUUAAGAUAUUUUAUAAUUUAGCUCCUUUGUGCCAUACUUAGUACAUAGAUUAUCAUCUAUUAAUUGGUAUUUGUAUAUGGUAUAGAAUAUUUUCAGUUAUCAAUUUAGAUACCUACCUUCAACCAUCUGUAUUUAGGUGAUAUAUAUUCAUACAGGCAGCCCCGGUUACCAGCAUUUCGUUUUUAUGGUGCUCCCUCAAAAGUUUAUCAAUAACUAGUGUUUGCCCUCCGUAGGGUUUAUAGCACCAUUGUCUGGUUAUCGGCUUUUUAGCCUAAGCGCUGAGAAUCCUUGGCUACAAACAUAACGAAUAUGCGUAUUUUCUUUGGCUCUUUUAAUGUUAUGCUUUACUUCCCUGUAUCCAAUAAUACGAUCAAUGCUUUGGUUUGGGAAAAUCAGCUGAAGGCAGAGGGAAGUUUAUUUUGCCAUAUAACUCAAUUCAGAGUAAUUUUAUUGCUUCUAGUUAACGUAAAGAAAUCUCUAGAAACUCUAUAUAUAUAGGACAAGGUUAUGUUUUGCUAAAUGAAGUGUUUUAAAGUUAAAAUAUGACUUGAAUAUGUCUUGUUGUGAACUAGAUUAAUUUUUUUAAUAGAUGGUUGUGAACUAGAUUUAUUUUUUUCGUUAAUAGAUGGUGAGAGGAGCAUGUUUUUUUUUGUGUAAAAAGUUAACAAUUCCUUUCUCUAUUUUCACCUCAUUUCAUCAUAAUUCGAGCUUUAUGUAUCUGUUUUAUUGGUGCGAAAACAACAGUAAAAUGUGUUCUGUCAUACCCAGUAUGUAUUGUUUUUUAUUAAAAUACUUUUUUCUCCAUUAUUAUUUGCAGUCUAGUUUCGUCCAUGUUGCUGUUGCACAAUACUUUAUAGUUAUUAGCUGUGUGAACCUUGUUUGCUCAGCUUCAGCCACAACUGCAGCUUAAAUUUAGCAGCACUAUAUUUCCUUGCUGAUAUUUUUUCUGUAGCAAAUAAAGGUUUAAUGUAAAAACAUAUCAGUCCUAUUCUACUCAAUUAUCGUCAUUUGUAACGUAACUAUGGUAAUUAUGUAUUUACUAUCGUAGGAGGGCUGAAAUGCAAGCAAAAAGUUAUUGUCGAAUUUGGUUCGGUUGUUUGUAGCAAAAAGACUAUUUUCAUUUAGUUGUUUAUAAGCAAUGAUUAUAAUGUUACUAACAUUGUUUUUAUCAUUCUCUUUUGCUUUUUUAACUUAUUUAGCCAGAAGAUAUGAUAAAGAGAUGGAGGAUACAUUAAGCAUUCAUCGAAUCCGACAUUAAAAAUUUGUAGAACUGCCAUGCAGACCAUGGUAAAGAAUUAGGCAAAUGAAAUUCCACAUUUUCAUGAAAGAGUUAUUACGCAUCAGGGUAAAAUAUCUGGCUGUGACACUGUCUAAGGCAUUGUUAACCAGUCUAGGACACCAUAAGGUGGAUUGUGGUGCCUGUAGACUUUUGAAUUUUGGUUACCUUCAAGCCCCAAGGAACGGAACCCUGCUGGUAACUGGGGGGGCUGCCUGCACUAGGAAACAGUUAAAUUUUUCUCAAGUCAUAAGCAGUUUUAUUCUAUACCAAAAAAUGCAAGCAUCCAUGAAUACUGACCAAGUAACAGUUUUUGUAUAAUUUGAUAUUGUGAUAGGAUUUCAAGGCUGUUGUAUGGAUCCACUUAAAUUUGGGUACUUUAAGUAAGCAUAUUGGAUUAGACUAUCAGUCAAGAAUCAGGUGUCAUGAUAAGCACAUGCUCAUAGUAAGUACUGUAGUCUCAAGCAUAGUCUUUUUGCAGACAAAUUGUGAUUUAUGUGUUGACAACUUUUGAAUGAGAAAAUAAUUAAAAGUUAGAUUUGUAUGAGGAGUCGAAAAUCAGGUGUCAUAAGAAGCAUACACUUUUAGUAUUUUAAACUCACAUAAACUGAUUUGAGACAAAUUGUGAUUUAUGUGGUGACAACAUCUGAAGGAGAAAAUAAUUAAAAGUUGUAUUUGUAUGAGCAGUGGUGAAUGAGAAAGGAGUGAUGAAUAAGAAAGGAGUGAGCAGUACAAGAGACUAAGGAUGGGUGAUUUUGAUGGGCUUUAUAGUAGUCCAGAAAGCCUCAACAAGUACGAAUCAUAUUUUGCCAUCCUUUGUUUAUGCAUGCUUGAUAUAAGUCAGCCUUAACAUAGAGAUAUCUUUAUUUACUUGUGUUCAACUCCCAUGUAAUCAAGGUAUUUCAACCCAUAUUCUUAACAGUCAGUAUGUGUGUGUGUGUGUAUAUGUAUGUACAGCCAAAACAAAUGUCCCUCUAUAUAUAUUUGGGCCUUUUGUAAUGUUGAACUGUUGGUUAUUUUUUUUUUUUUUAAAUAUGAAAGAAAUUUAUUUCCUAAUUCUGAGUGGUGACAUGUGUAUGAUCUAUAUCUUCCCACUCUUGAAAUUUGUAAUGAAGAAAAUUAUUUUGGCAAAUUAAGCAGCUUAUCUGUGUCAUGUGACUUGUAUGAUUUUUUUCUCUUUAAUUCCAGCCAAUAUUUGCCAUGGGCGUAUCUGCUUAAUAAUGAACUCUAUAAGUGUAUAGUACCUCGAUUCUUGCUAUGAAUAAUUCCAAGGCAGAGACAGCCAGUCAUUGGAGGAAACCACUUAACCUCUUUACCCAGGUUUGACAUGAGACGCUUUUUCAUGUCGGCCUUCAGGCAUCAGUCUCAGUUACUUUCUCAUCCUUGUUUUCAUAUGGUCUCAGUAUCCAAGAAGUUCUGCAGUAACUUAUAUAUAUUUUGUGUUGUCUGGUAACAGCAGUACUAGGAUGACAUUAAAAAAUGUAAAAUCAUUUUAAUCAUGUCUAGUUACAGUAAAUUCUUCUGUUGAAAAUAACUUUUCAGAACUGCUAAUCAUUAAAACUGAGAUCAUUAUUACUUAACAACUGCCUGGAUUCAUGCAAGAAAUAAAACAACAACAGGCAAUCUUAUAAUGUGGCUACUAUAGAGUACCCUGAGGAGCAAUUUGAAAGCAUUACAAAAGCAGAGAAUAUCAGGAAAACUCAUUAACACAAUGAUGUUACCAUACCAUAAUGCAAGAUUUGGAGUGAAGACAGCGAUAGGUAUGUCAGGAGACUGCAAUAAAUGUCGAUGUCCAUCCAAAAAAAGCACCAUCUAAUUUAUUUUAAUCGUGGAAAUGGAAUAGAGAAGAGACAAUUAAAAAUUAUCAAACAAAAAAAAGCUUAUGGUGGUUAGGAAGGCAGCAUAAUUAAAAGAACAAGCAGUCAAGUAGCCAUGUUGAUGCUGCAGAGAAGUUAAUGAUGACCUCAGUACUUGAUAUUGAAGGUAACAGUGUCAUACAUAAUAAAAAUUUUAUAAAAAUAUCUAUUCCAAACCUGAACGCAGCAUGCACGUAAUCCUGUACACAACCACAUUUAAAAGAAGAAACUCCAGUUUAUGUUGGAAUCACGCUGUAAGGUUUGGAGGAGGAAUAUGAAGUUUAAGAAAUGAACAUUUUUCAAUAAAAAAAUAUUAAUUUCUUGAAAAACCCAUUAUUUUUUCUUACAAAGCCUAAAUAGCAACUUAAGCAGGAAGCAUAUUGAGCUAUCCAAGGGAAACAGGAAGUCAAGAGAUAGAAACAUUAUUUGAAAACUGGUCAAAUGUUAGAAUGGGUGCGAGAUCCAGGCAACAAGUGUACAAUCUAACCUCUCAAAGAACUUAGUCUUGCGUUUUAGAAGACGAUGACUGGCAAAAGCAAGUUUCUCCCUGUUAGCCUUAUCUUGUCAAAUGCUAACAGUUUGAUACUGCUGAUGACAACAGUCUUGAUGUUGACUUGAGAAGUGAAGCUUGUUUGCUAAACAGGAACAAAUAGCAACUGGAGUUGGUCCAGAGAGAAACUAAAACAUUUUGAGGAGAAGAGUGUGGACAGGUGACUUAGAGCAGAGGUCAUUAUCAGAGAAAAUAGGUGCCAAAUCAAGCAGGGUCUUGACCAGAAUCUUAGCUGAACUUGUGUACUUUGGUGUAAUUGUUACUGUGACCUUCUUUUACAUAUACUGCAGAGGCUUUUGUAGUGCAUGUUGUUGCUGCAACUGCCUUUGCCAGAUUAAGAAAUUAUGUUUUCCCCACCCAUGUUUGUGAUUGAUGGAAGAGAGGGAGUGAGUGGUAUAUUACCAUUUUCAUGAGUUGCUUUUUGGAUAGGGUGACUUCUUUGAGUGAGUGAUGUGGGGAGUGAAAGAAUUUCAUCUUCCAUGUUCAUGAUGGUUUGCAACUCUUGUUUGAGUAGGGCUUUAGAAAUUGUAGGCAGCAGUAGUUAGGGCAGCAUCUAUGGUCUCUACCGAUUUUAUGAGACCAUUUAAAAAUUUGAUAGUACUACAAAUGUUAAGUAUGAACUGUUCCUGGUUAAAAUCAUCUUGCUUGUAAAGAAUGACUGGAGGUUUGAGAGUCUCUAGGUGCAUGAGCCAGUAUCCCUAGGCCACUGGAUCUUCUUGUACUUCUACAGAUGUAUUUAAGUGGUUGAGGUUUUCAUGCGCAACUAUGCUUUAUUAUAGUAAUGAGUUUGUGAUGCAGCACAUAAUGAAGUGUAAGAAGCAUUUUGUUAACACAGUACUGAAUAUGGAACCAGAAUGGCGAAGGCCAAAGGAAUUCAUCAACAAUGGCCAUAGCGUAGACCUAGACCAGGUAUGAAUUUGGGCAAGAAAAUGCAAAAGAUAGAAUACAGAACUCAUUUUAUGUCUAAUCACUUGGAAAAUAUCAAGUAAAAGUGUUCAUGAUGAUGAUGAUGAUUGCCAUUUUGUCAAUAGACACUCAUCAUUUGGUGAAGAUGAGCGUUUCAGCAGAAUUUUAUUUCAGACCUGUUGUGUCUGCUUCAAUUCAUCAUCCUGUCAUUAUAAGUACCAAGCCUUAGGUGUCUAUUGCAGUUCAACAUUGUUAUUAUUAAUUACCUAAGUAGAACACCUGACUUACAUAUGUGAACUCUUAUAGGAUUUGCUCAAAUCGUUUGUUCCUAAAGGUUGUAAAAAUUGGUGCCAAGUAAGAUUUUAGAAGAGUUGCAGGUAGGUGAGAAGAAACCAAAGGGUGUAAAUAUCAAGCUGAAGUAGAAAAGCACUGCAGUAAGUGGCAGAUUUAUAAGAAAAUGCAUGUAGUGAAAAGGGGCCCAAUUACUCUUAUAAGGGGUAUUUCCCAUCUACUUUUUAGUAUUGUAAGUUAGUUUAACAAGACUACUAUUAAUCUCAUAGGACUCACUCGGAACUUGUUUAAAAAGUUGAAGUUGGAAGAAGUUAAAGUAAGAGAAGUUGGACGUCUAGGUGGGAAGAGUCCAAUUGGGAAGGAUAAAACAUGUAAGGCAUAAAACAGUGCACCUUAGGGCCAAAGGGGCACUGCAAAUAACCUUUAGGAAUACCAUGCAUUAUACACCUUAAGUAUUAGUACCAUGUGGCAUUUCAUUUUUGUGGAAUAGUCAACUUUUGUGCUGGCAGUCUCGGACGUGGAACUGACAAGGCUGCAAUUUUAUUAAAAGCUUAAUAGUUUCAGAAUUUCUGAAAACGGACAAUAUUGUAGAUAGGCCGGUUCGUCUUGUAACCAUUAAGGCAGCAUUACAAUUGUCUUAAUUAGUAGUAUUAAGAAUUUAAUAUUUUUUUAUUCUUUUAGUUAUAAGCAUCAUGGUGUAAAUUCUGUAUAGUACUCAAGUUUUGAAGCACUUUAGCUGUGUUACCUAUGAAAAUUAUGCUUAAUCUUGGUGCUAUAAGCUUACAUCUUUAUUUGUACUGUAAGGCUAUAGCUGAUAAAAGUAUCUAUGGUAGUUUUGGACUGUUAAAAACUUUAUAUAAAGAUUUCACCUCUGCUUGCCAGCUUAUUCCAGCUUGUGUGGAUCCCUUUUCCUCUUUAUUGUACAAAUGGUUUGAAACUGCCAGAAUUUGUAUCCUUGUCUUCUCUGCUGGAUUCUUGAAAAGGUAACCUUGAGUGCAUCAAUUGCAUUCUCAUGCAGUGAACCUCUUCAGUCCAGUAACCAUUGUUCAAAGACCGUUGCACAGUAUUACAUUUUCUAGUUAUCAUAUGAAUCACACAAUUUUUGCAGCUUUUGAUUUUCUGAAAUGACUUUAUGAACUAUGCAGAUUUGGAAAAAAUACAUUGAAAGUAUACUUAUAUUUUGUAGAGUUGUUAUUGUUUUGAUAUGGAUUAGACUAUUUUUUUUCUGCCAUGGAAGUACUACAAUACUUAAUAAGAGAUUCUGUUUCCUGUAGGUACUUCCCUUAUUUUUCUAUCAUUGCAUGUUGAUUGUUGAGAUUUAAUAAAAUGUUAUGAAAUUUA